This is a messenger RNA of Ostertagia ostertagi, 1566 nucleotides long. Lineage: Eukaryota; Metazoa; Nematoda; Chromadorea; Rhabditida; Trichostrongylidae. The record is from the annotation of a GenBank genome assembly.
AUGCAACGAUUUCAUGGCACUUACUCGUCAUCAUCAUUUCACGUUCAACGUUUUAUUUUCAUCCUGCUCACUGUUCACGACAUUCUUGUGAAGGGACAGUACGUCGUCGAAGUACUGGAGCCAGCUCGUUUGGGCAUUCGACGUUCGGUGCAGCGAUGUGAGGCGACCGGUGCAAAUUUCGGCGCCGACAUUGUCACGUUCUCGUUCAGUCACGAGGCAAUCGGAUGCGCAAUGCACCCAGAACCACUCGAAGCGUGCACGGAACAUGUUGUGUACCCCAGUAAUGCCACUCUCUGUGCCUCAAAUUUUGCGUUGGUCCCGAGAGGAAACUGCAGUUUCUCCGAGAAGGCUUACCACGUCCAACGUGCCGAGCCUUCGGGAUUUCAAGCAUUGAUUAUCUACAAUUCAGAAGGGAAACCUCCAAUUGACAUGGCUGGUAGUAAAUACGCUGACGCGGUUCGCAUUCCGGUGCUCAUGAUCUCUUAUCAAUGUAUGAUAGCAAUUAACACUACAUAUCCAGCUAGUCAAGGGUAUAUCGUACAGAUCAAAGUAACGCCGGGUUACUACGAUUUGUUUCGCUACCUUAUUCCAUUUGUAGUCGUCGUAGGAUUCUGCUUCAUUGUUUUGCUUAUCAGCUUGAUAUUGAAGGCGAUACGACUGUGUCGUGAGCGUCGACGCGUCGCUCGAAAACGUCUCUCGAAACGGAAUCUUCGCAAAAUACCUACAAAGAAGUUUCGAAAAGGAGACGAACCAGAAACGUGUGCCAUUUGUCUUGAUGACUUCAUCGAGGGUGAAAAGUUACGUGUUUUGCCAUGCCGACACACCUACCAUUGCAAUUGUAUCGAUCCAUGGCUAACCCAAAAUCGCAAAGUUUGCCCUAUGUGUAAACGGCGGGUUGGUGCAAAGAACUCGGAUUCUGAAUCAAGUGACGAAGAAAGACGACAGGAGCAACCUACAUCUUCUCGAAGUACAUCCAUUACACAUACUUAUCUCGAGGACGAAGAAAGAACCGAGACUCCGAUUGCUUCUACAAGUCAAGUCCUAGCAGAUGUGCAUCACAGUGACAUCGGCGGAUCUCGUGAACAGUUGGUGGAAACCGAUGAGAUUACAUUGCAAGGAGAGAGAGGAAUAACGGACGACGAGGCCGAAACUAACACUCUGUCACAGUCACUAAAAAAUAAACUGAAAGGAUUCUUCACGAAGUCGUCGUCACGUCCACCAAUGGACGGAUCUGGAGAAGUGAACGAUGCCUACGAAGGUGGGAGUACUCCUCCGGCAGAUACAGUAUCCGUGGAAACAUCAAUUUUUGAGGAUGUUUCACUUGAAGAAGGACGUAUGGAAAGUGGUGAAAGACGUCGCCAUCCAGCUGGAUCACAGGCAGUCGUCACCGAUCAAGUACUCCAUGAUGAUUCGUUGAGUGAUGAGGAGGUCGAAGGCCGCGAUGGGCGCACGAAGCGUCUUCGUACAAGACGUGAACGUGACGGUGACAAAUCGCGCUCACGUGACCCACCGUCAGAUGGCGAAGGAGGAGCACAUGCGAGCACAUUCGGCAAUCUUUCCGUUUAG